Molecule: messenger RNA, 4472 nt
Organism: Cheilinus undulatus (humphead wrasse)
Lineage: Eukaryota; Metazoa; Chordata; Actinopteri; Labriformes; Labridae
Gene: slc4a2b
Product: solute carrier family 4 member 2b
Exons: 23
Coding region: 338-4006 (1222 amino acids)
Biological process (GO): bicarbonate transport; monoatomic anion transport; regulation of intracellular pH
Cellular component (GO): basolateral plasma membrane; apical plasma membrane; plasma membrane
Molecular function (GO): monoatomic anion transmembrane transporter activity; solute:inorganic anion antiporter activity
Source: RefSeq, a predicted model, not a curated record
UGAGAGAGCACUCGACUCGACCAGAGGCUGGACCGCACACACUCUGCCAACGCUCACGCUUCACAUCUCUAACGCUCGCUCCUUUUGUCUCCCCCUCUCUCCCUCUCUCUCUCUCUGUUUGUUUUUGUCCUGCACUCUGACCAGACCCGGGUCUCUCUUCACGGCAGAGUUCAGAAUUGCACUACAAUGUCUGCGGCGGCUUCUCUGCUGUAAGCACACAAAGGUUAUGCUGCCCAAAAGCUGUCUGAGUCCCAGUGAGAAAGAGAAGGGCUAAAGCCACACCGAUCCAACCCAGCUUUCCCAGUUUGCUCUUCUGCAGCGACUUCACCGUGGAGCCAUGAGCAACCCCAGCGCUCCAAACAAGAUUACAGAUGCCGUGGCAUCAGUUAUUCACAGCCCAGAGGUUCCUGCUGCCUCAUCGCAUGGGACUCCUCGCCCUGAAGAUGAGGAUGAUGGGGACCUGAACAAAGCUUUAGGCGUUCAGCGCUUCCAGCAGAUCCUCAGCCCUGCGUCUGUGAUUCCUGAUGAACAGCACCACAACUACCAUGAGGAGGACAUUGAAUACCACCGUCACUCCUCUCACCACAUCCACCGCCCUCUGUCUAAACUGCCCCCUGAGGGACGCAGGAAGAAGAGCAGCAAGAAAAGGAGGAAGGACAAAGAUCACAAAAGCAGCCAGGCUCCCAGCAGCGGCCCAAUUGAGGAGGGAGAGGAUGAGGAGGAAGAGGAGGAUGAGGUGACGGAGACGACCUCCGUUCCGUCAGAGUCAGAGAAAGUCAAAGAUGUAGAGUUCUUUCUCUCAGAUGAUGACCAUGUGUCCAAACGAAGCAAAGAGAGCCCCCACUCAGCGCGUGAGCUGGACAUCGUACCGCACUCUGCAGAGGGAGCUGACCAUGAAGACGCCUCUUCCUCAGAUGUGCUGACCUCACCCGAAGCUUCCAGCCCUGCUCCUCAAUUAGCGCCUCCUGAACACAUACCUCUUACCCGGGUGUCCUCUGCCAGCCGCAGCUACGACCUGCAGGAGCGCCGGCGCACAGGAAACAUGACAGGAGCCGAGCAGGCCAAGUACCAGAGGAUCCCUACGGACGAGAGCGAGGCUCAGACGCUGGCCUCUGCUGACCUGGAUGGCAUUAAAAGUCAUCGUUUCGAAGAUGUUCCCGGUGUACGCAGACACCUGGUCAGAAAGAGCACUAAAGGACAAGUGGUGCACAUCGGCAAGGACCACAAAGAGCCGACCACCCGCAGCCGUAAACAGGACCGAACCCCACAUGAGGUUUUUGUGGAGCUGAAUGAGCUGACUAUGGAUAAGAACCAGGAGAUGCAAUGGAAGGAGACGGCUCGAUGGAUCAAGUUUGAGGAAGAUGUGGAAGAGGAGACCGACCGCUGGGGGAAACCUCACGUGGCCUCCCUGUCUUUCCGCAGUUUGCUGGAGCUCCGAAAAACCAUCUCUCAUGGUGCUGUGCUGUUGGACCUGGACCAGAAGACCCUGCCUGGCAUCGCCCACCAGGUGGUGGAGCAGAUGAUAAUUUCUGACCAGAUUAAAGCUGAAGACCGCGCCAAUGUCCUGAGGGCCCUGCUGCUGAAACACAGUCACCCGAGUGAUGAGAAGGAGCACAGUAGCCCUUUCCCCAGGAAUAUCUCUGCAGCCAGCCUGGGCAGUCUGAUAACGCACAACCACAGUGCCAAUCACACCCAUCAGCCUGAACCAUCUGUGACUGACCCGCUCAUGGGGACCAUCCACACCGUGGGGGAAACAGACACCCGCAUUGACAUGGAAAAGAACGAGCAGAAGGAGCAACCAGUGGUGUAUGGUAUGCAUCGAUCCAAAUCUAAGCACGAGCUGAAGCUCCUGGAGAAGAUCCCUGAAAAUGCUGAGGCCACUGUUGUCCUUGUGGGCAGUGUGGACUUCCUGGAGCAGCCCACCAUGGCGUUUGUACGGCUGCAGGAGGCGGUAGAGCUGGAGUCUGUUCUGGAGGUCCCUGUGCCAGUCAGGUUUCUCUUUGUGCUGCUGGGACCCCCCACUACGAGCAUGGACUACCACCAGAUAGGACGCUCAAUCUCCACUCUCAUGUCUGACAAGCAAUUCCAUGAGGCAGCCUACCUUGCAGAUGACAGGCAGGACUUGCUGAAUGCCAUCAACAGCUUCCUAGACUGCAGCAUCGUGCUGCCGCCUUCAGAGAUGGGAGGUGACGAGCUGCUGCGCUCUGUGGCUCGCUUUCAGAGGGAAAUGCUGCGAAAGAGAGAGGAGCAGGGAAUCAAACUGUUGGCCAAGGAGCCUAAAAGCCUUGAGGAGAAAGAAGCCCUGCUCACACCUCUAAAAAAAUCAGACGACCCUUUAGAGCGCAGUGGACGUCCCUUCGGUGGGCUGAUACGAGAUGUGCAGCGCCGUUACCCAAAGUACCUCAGUGACUUUAAGGAUGCCCUGAACAGUCAGUGCAUGGCUGCUGUCAUCUUCAUCUACUUUGCUGCUCUUUCACCUGCCAUCACAUUUGGAGGCCUACUGGGUGAAAAGACGGACGGUCUAAUUGGAGUUUCUGAGCUGAUUGUGUCCACAGCAGUACAGGGCGUGAUCUUCUGCUUGCUUGGAGCGCAGCCACUACUUAUUGUGGGCUUCUCUGGACCACUCCUGGUUUUUGAAGAAGCCUUUUACAGUUUCUGCAAAGCAAACAGCAUUGAGUACCUAACAGGUCGCGUCUGGAUCGGAUUCUGGCUUAUCAUCAUUGUGAUCGUCACUGUGGCCUUCGAAGGAAGCUUCCUGGUCCGCUUUGUGUCCCGCUUCACCCAGGAGAUCUUCUCCUUCCUCAUUUCACUUAUCUUCAUCUGUGAGACCUUCAUCAAGCUCGGCAGGAUUUUCAAGGAUCACCCGCUGAAACGAUGCUCCCUAGACAACAGCACAGGAGGAGACACCUCAGCAGAAAACCUCACGGUGGUGCUGAGCAACAGCUCGCUGCCUGCUAACAGGGGAGGGGAGCCCAACACCGCUCUGCUGUCUCUGGUACUCAUGGCCGGGACGUUCUUCAUCGCGUUCUACCUGCGCAAGUUUAAGAACAGCGCGUUCUUCCCUGGAAGGUUUCGAAGGGUUAUUGGUGACUUUGGUGUACCGAUCGCCAUCCUCAUCAUGGUCCUGGUGGAUUACACUAUAGAUGACACAUACACACAGAAACUGAGUGUUCCUCGAGGUUUCUCUGUGACAAGUCCUGACAAACGCGGCUGGUUCAUCAGUCCUCUGGGCACAAAUGAUCCAUUCCCCAUCUGGAUGAUGUUCGCCUGCUGUUUGCCUGCUCUGCUGGUGUUCAUCCUGAUCUUUAUGGAGACCCAGAUCACCACUCUGAUUGUGAGUAAGAAGGAGCGCAUGCUGGUGAAGGGUUCUGGUUUCCAUCUGGACCUGCUGCUGAUUGUGGUGCUGGGAGGCAGCUCGGCUCUGUUCGGCCUGCCGUGGAUGGCUGCUGCAACCGUCCGCUCUGUGACCCAUGUCAACGCUCUCACUGUCAUGAGUAAAGCUGUCGCCCCUGGAGACAAGCCCCGUAUACAGGAAGUAAAGGAGCAGAGGGUCACGGGACUCCUGGUGGCCAUCAUGGUUGGUAUGUCCAUCGUGAUCGGUGACCUGCUGCGUCAGAUCCCCCUGGCGGUGCUGUUUGGCAUCUUCCUCUACAUGGGUGUGAUGUCGUUGAACGGUAUUCAGCUCACAGAGCGGAUGAUGUUGCUGCUAAUGCCGCCAAAGUAUCACCCCGACCACACCUACGUACGAAAGGUCCGGACUCUACGUAUGCACCUGUUCACCUGCAUCCAGCUGGUGUGUUUGGCUGUGCUGUGGGCUGUUAUGUCAACUCAGGCGUCUCUGGCUUUCCCUUUCGUCCUCAUUCUCACAAUCCCAGUAAAGGUGUUCCUGCUGCGCCGCAUCUUCACCGUCAGAGAGAUUGCAUGUCUGGACGCCGAUGAUGCUGAGCCCAAGUUUGAUGAGCGCGACUGUCACGAUGAGUACUCAGAGAUGCACAUGCCGGUGUAACCCACAACACGCCACCGUAUUACCACUGAACUCUUAGUGAACACCAAAACCUGUCUGUCACACACCAACCACCACAUCUUUAUAGCUGAAACACCUGAUCUGUUUCCACAUCACUAUGCACCGCUGGACUUCUUUAGAAUCACCAAGAUGUGACGUACGGUAUAUCAGAAGUGGUUGGUAAAAGUCAAAUAAUCUGACCGACAAGCUCCAACGUGUGUUCACUCAUAAUAUACUUUUUAAAAACAUGUAUUUCAGGGGACAAGAGAUUCCAAAUCAAAUGAUCUCGAGUUAUGAAUUAAUUUAAAAUGACAGUAGAUAGAACAAUGCGACUGAUUAAUUUUUAGCCCUGAAAGGUUUCUCUGAUUCACAUUGAAUAUGUGGAGGAUAAUGGGAUUUAUUCUUUUAUAUUAACAUGCUGAGUUACUGCUAUACUAGCUUGUCGCUUUUUUUUUUUCAAUGUUUUAAG